GACACAUGAGUGAACAGCGUCUGAUUGGACAGUGGUUUUAGACUCAUCUGUUGAUCAUGAAGAGAGUAUGGUCUGCUCUCAGUGGUGAAGAUGUCUCUGCCAAAGCUCUGGAGUCUCCAUCACAUCCUCCUGCUGUCUGUCUUCACCGGCGCCGCGAAUGGAUAUUAUAACUCUCAUUGGCCACAGUGCAUCUACAGCUCCAGUGAUUUCAGUGAUAUGGUGUUCUUGAUGGACUUUUACUUCAAUAAAUAUCUGUACGUACAGUUCAACAGCACUGUGGGGAGGUUUGUGGGGUUUACUGAGGUUGGAGUGAAAUUUGCAGAGAACUGGAACAAAGAUCAAGCGUAUUUACAGCAAAUAAAGGCUGAAGUUGAUACGUUCUGUAAACCUAAUGCUGCACUGUACAAAACAUCUAUCCAUGAUAAAGCAGUGGCUCCAGUGGUGAAGCUGAGUUUAGUGCAGCAGGGCGACAGCACACAUCCAUCGCUGCUGAUGUGCAGUGCGUACGACUUCUACCCUGAGAAAAUCAAGGUGUCCUGGCUGCGGGACGGUGCAGUGGUGACCUCUGACGUGACCUCCACUCAGAAGAUGCCUAACGGAGACUGGUACCACCAGAUUCACACUGAGCUGGAGUACACUCCCAAAGCUGGGGAGAAGAUCUCCUGUAUGGUGGAGCACGCCGGCUUCCAGAAACCCAUGAUCUAUGACUGGAACCCUCCUCUGCCUGGGUUCGAGUGGAGUACGCCGCUGUUAUUCACUGCUGGAGCUGCUGGACUGAUGCUGGGAACCAUCACAGCAGCUGCUGGAUUCAUUUACUACAAGUCAACAUCAACCGCUCUGUGAGAAGACAUUGACAUACCAACAAUUACAGUUACACUAUACACGUCACGAACGAAUUGCUGAGUUAUUCUCCCCUCAUCCAGACUGAAAGACUCCUCAUCAUGGAGAAACACACACACACUCUUCACGACACGAAGAAGACAGAAGCACAGCAUCAUGUCAGAUGUGUUACAGCUAAUAUUUCAGCAUCUUUAGGCAGUAUCGACAGUAAUGAUGCUAGAGGUUUGUUGUACACAACUCAGUAGAUGCUGUUUUCUGUUGUUGUCAUCCUGAUUUAGAGAUAAUCAAGAUAUCAUGAGUGCUGUAUCACAGUAUUGUAUCAAAUUUGUUUAAAAAGCUACAGUUGUUUUUGGAAAGUGUAUGUGACAGCAUACUUGGCUACACAUCAUGUCACUCUUUCUUUUUAACUUGUGGCCAAGUCUGAAGCAAAAGCAGAUGACCGUGAAAUAUUACUAUUCUGUGUGCUGAGAAUAAAACUGUGACAUUCUCUAAUUAUA
Messenger RNA from Carassius gibelio (silver crucian carp), 1337 nucleotides. Its product is annotated as rano class II histocompatibility antigen, A beta chain. NCBI's taxonomy places the organism in Eukaryota, Metazoa, Chordata, Actinopteri, Cypriniformes, Cyprinidae. Gene Ontology annotation, molecular function: MHC class II protein complex binding. Gene Ontology annotation, cellular component: membrane; MHC class II protein complex. The transcript has 5 exons. Gene Ontology annotation, biological process: antigen processing and presentation of exogenous peptide antigen via MHC class II; immune response; peptide antigen assembly with MHC class II protein complex. The record is from RefSeq and is a predicted model, not a curated record. Bases 91 to 843 code for a protein of 250 amino acids.